This is a messenger RNA of Linum tenue, 9078 nucleotides long. NCBI's taxonomy places the organism in Eukaryota, Viridiplantae, Streptophyta, Magnoliopsida, Malpighiales, Linaceae. The record is from the annotation of a GenBank genome assembly.
AUGGCUUUUUCGUCUCAUGGUGCAUUGUAUACAGGAGAAUGGGAAUAUGACGUUUUCUUAUGUUUCAGAGGUGAUGACACCCGCCAUUGUUUUGCAAGCCACCUCAUGGCUGCUCUGGCCGCCAGCCAAAUUCAAGCAUUCAACGAUGCCAUGCUUCACAAGACACAAUCCUUCGACGAGCUCCUGUCUGUCCUCCAAAGGUCCGCGCUUUCAAUUGUGAUUUUCUCCGAGAAAUUCGCUGAUUCUCCCUGGUGCUUGAACGAGGUUGCUACAGUUGCCCAAAGCAUGGCAAAUUUCGGGCAUCGAGCAUUGCCGGUAUUUUACAAGGUUGGUUGGUCUGAUGUGGUGGCGGACUCCGGCAGUUACUCCACUACCAUCGUUGAUAAGCUUAAAGCCAGCUCAGAGGACAACAAGAGAUGGAAGGAUGCUUUGAAAGCAAUUGCUAAUUGUGCUGGGCACACCUCCGAGGAAACUAAGAUUGAAUCUGAAUUGAUUAAGCUAAUAGUAGAAGAUGUUCAGAAGCAGCUAAUAGACAUGUCACCGAGCAUCAAGUCUAACAACUUGGUGGGUAUUGGUCCACGCGUUUUGGAGGUUCAGCGAUUGUUAGCCAUGGAAGAACUAGAUGAUACACGCAUCAUUGGGUUAUGGGGGAUGGGUGGUCUAGGGAAAACAGCUCUGGCCAAAGCUUGCUAUGAUCGGACAGUUUCAUCAAAGAAAGAGAUCAAACAUCAUUUUAUCCGGAACAUCAAUGAAAGUUGUGAAAGCCAAGUUGGCGUUGAAGGAAUAGUGCAGGAUUUGUAUUCAAAGUUGUUGUCUGAGAAGAAUCUAAGUCGUGAAGAUUUAGAUAUGAAAUGUCGAAGAGCACGUCUUUCUCGCUCGAAGGUCUUCAUUGUUCUUGACAAUGUGGAGACUCCUUGUCAAUUAGAGCAACUGCUCUUAGGAGAUGUCUCUAAACACAAUAAGCUCUUCGCCAUGGGGAGCAGAAUUAUCGUGACAACAAGAAAUAAGAAAGUGCUUCAAAAUGCAAUGGCAAGGGUAUAUGCUAUGAAGGCUUUGAGUUAUAAUGAAUCUAUUCGACUCUUUAGCUUGCAUGCAUUCAGGCAAUACUAUCCCCCGGAUGAUUGGAUGCAUCUGUCACACCUUGCAGCAUCAUACUGCAAGGGGAACUCCUUGGCUCUUCGAGUUUUGGGAGGUACAUUGUUUGGUGAAGACAUACAGUAUUGGCAAAAUUUUCUGAGUGGAUUAAGAAGGAUUCAGAAGCCGGAAAUUCAUGACAUUCUUAGAAGAAGCUACAAUAAAUUGGGGGUUCAAGAGAGGAGGCUGUUUUUAGAUGUUGCUUGUCUCCUCAACGGAAUAGCACGAUCCAGACUGAUCAAAUAUAUGGCAGUCACAUGCUCAUCAACAUAUUGUAUUGUGAAGGACUUAAUUGAUAAGUCCCUCUUAAUUUGUAUUUCCUGCAAGGACGGAGAGAAGAUUGAGGUGCAUGAUCUGCUUAAGGAAAUGGCUUGGAACAUUGUCAACGAGGAACAAAAGCUCCGCAAACGCACCAGGCUGGUAGAUCCUGAGGAUAUUCACAAAUUACUGACAACUCAUAAGGUGAAAAAUUGGGCAACAUUCAUUUCAAACCUCUUCAGAGGCAUAGAGAUGGUACUACCAACAAGAAAAAGAAGAAAAGUCAUACACAUGCACGGGGAAGGUAAUUGUACAUUGGAGAAACUUAGAACAACUGAAGGUAUUAGUUUGGAUCUUUCUAAAGCGAAAGAGAUGCAUCUGGAAGCCAAUGCAUUUGAAGGGAUGGAUUCUCUUACGUUUCUCAAUUUCUGGUUGCCGAUAAAUGCUAUGUCUAACCGUUCAGCGAGGGACAACAAAUUCCUUUUGCCAUAUGGUGGCCUUGACUCUCUUCCUGGCGGUUUGAGAUGGCUGCAUUGGGAUCAAUAUCCUUCCAAAUCACUACCUUUGAGAUUUUAUCCCCAACAUCUCGUCCAUCUUAUUAUACGAGAUAGUCCAAUUAAAAGACUCUGGCAAGGAUUUGACCAACCAUUGCUGGUGAAUCUGAUGGUGCUCAAUCUCUCCUAUUGCGCAAGUCUACUUGUGAUCCCUGAUCUCUCAAAGUCUUCAAAACUUGAGGAACUCCUACUCCGGGAGUGUAAAAGCCUAGUUGAAGUACCCUCUCAAGUUCGAUAUCUGGACAGGUUGAUAGCAAUUGACCUUGGAUAUUGUGUGAACCUCAAGCAUCUUCCAUCAAAAUUCAACUCAAAGUUCCUCAAGAAUGUUUGGAUGGACCAUUGUCCUAAUGUGAAGCAUUGUCCAGACAUGAAUUCAGGAGAGUUGAUGGAAUUGGAUUUAAACGAGACACCUGUAAUAGAGCCGCCGGAAGCAAUUUACCAUGUCAAGCAAGGUGGCAUCCUUCGUCUCUGUGGCAAACACUUCGCCAACUUCCCAGCUAUCUCAGCAAGAUUGCAGGAAUUUCAUCUGUGUCAUUCUGCAAUAAAAGAUAUAAAUCCUUAUGGUCAUCAUCAGGCUUCUUCUGAGUUAUUGCCGGAAUUUGGCUGGUUGGAGUUGGUCGGUAACUUGCAAUGUAAGAGCCUGCCAAAGAAUAUAUGGAACAUGGUCUCUUCUCUUCUUACCAUCAGGCACAGUCCAUUGCUUGAAAAUUUGCCAGAGAUCUCAGAGCCUGUGAGUGGUCUAUCCUAUCUUUCAAUAAUUCGUUGUGAAAGCAUCAAAAGCAUCCCAUCUAGCAUCAACAAUUUGGUAUCUCUAAGUUAUCUCGGUUUGAGAAACACCGGCAUUAAAUCAUUGCCUUCCUCUAUCCAAGAAUUGGAUCAACUCAAUUCAAUAGACCUGAGCUACUGCAAAAGCCUCGAGCAUAUCCCCAGUAAUAUCCAGAAACUACCCAAGCUAUACGGCUUGUACUUGAGGGGUUGUCGAAGUAUUUCGUCUUUGCCGGAACUUCCAUCAAAUCUCUCUAUUUUGGAUGUUGGUGGUUGCAAGUCAUUGCAAGCUCUACCAAGCAACGCCAGUAAGCUGAGUUGGGAGAGCCUCAGGUUUUACAACUGCCCAGAAUUGGACAGGACGUUUCCUGAUGAAAUCGUGGCAAAUUACCCAGUCUAUGCAACGUUGCCUCGACGUUGCAAGGCCGAGCUUCAAUAUCUGGGGAGCGAUAUUCCAGAAUGGUUUUCUUCCAAGAGCGCGAAUGGAAAUGACGGUUCAUCUGUGAUGGUUCAUUUGCCUCCCUCCAACGGCAGCAGUGAGCGACCAAUGCUCAAGGGCAUUGCAUUCGGCGUGGUUUGGUUUUCCGAUUCUUUCUGUGUUUGGCCGACGAUGAAAUGUGAUUGUUCCAUCGGCACCAUCACCGUUGCCUCUUGGAGCUCGUGCCAUUUUUCUUUGGACGGGGAUGGCACGAACUCAUCAGACAAAGUGUUCCUAUGGUUCGACCAGAAUUUAUCAGGUAAGAGCAAGGAAAGAGAAGGAAAAGGAGAAGAAGAAGCAUGGUAUGUGAAAUAUGCCGGGCUCGCUGUUUCGUUCCGGUUCUAUCCUCGUUUAGGAUACGGAGAAGAUGUCAAGCAACUGGAGAACUUCAAAAUCAAGAGAUGUGGCGUCUCUCUAAUGUACUAAGUCUCCAAAUCGUUCUGUUGCCAAUUUUCAGGGUUUUCAGUUGCAUAUAUAAAGUCCACUAGGAGUGGACUUCAAGUCAGCACGAAACAAUCCAAGGCAGGACUUAGGUCGAAGAGAAGCUUGCGCGCCAAGGAAGUGUCGCAGCUCUGUUCUGCUUUUUUCCUUCCAAACAUGAAGAGAUUGGUCGUUGGUAUUAUUCUAAAGGAAGUCCAACUUCCUUGUUUGCCAUGCCGAUUAACCCUCGCCGCCUCUUCGGCCACGGCCGUCCCGACGCCGCCGACAAGGAUUCUCGGCCCUCCUUCAGUGGCGGGGCUGAUGCGGCCGGAAUACACACUCCCUGCUUCCCCGCCGAUGGGUUUGACGGAGAACUUCUCACCCACCUACCUUUCCACCGGCAACCCCUGCCUCGAUUUCUUCUUCCACGUCGUCCCCGACACUCCCGCCGGCAGUCUGGUCGACCGGCUCGCCUCGGCCUGGGCUCACGAUCCCCUGACCACGCUCAAGCUGAUCGGCAAUCUGCGAGGGGUCAGAGGAACGGGGAAAUCGGACAAGCAAGGUUUCUACACGGCGGCGCUCUGGCUCCACGACCACCACCCCAAAACCCUAGCCCUCAACGCCAGGGCAUUCUCCGAAUUGGGGUAUUUCAAGGAUUACGUCGAGAUUCUGUACCGGCUCCUCGGAGGCCCCGACGCGAGGAAGAAAGCGAAGAAAGGCGAACCAGGGAAGAAGGUUCUGGACGCCGCAGAUCCUGUUUCAGUGAGGGCACGGCGCAAGGAGCGAGAGAUCGCGAAAGCGGCCAAGGCGCUGAAGAGGUACAAUUCCGAUCCCGACUAUAGGUUCCUGUUUGAUUCCACCGCGGAUCUGUUCGCCGAUUUGCUGAAAUCGGAUAUGGAGGCUCUGAGAUCCGAGGACUACUGGAACAUCUCCUUGGCGGGCAAGUGGUGCCCGUCGAUCGACUCCUCGUACGACGAACACCUGCUGAUCUGCGAGGCGAUUGCUCGCCGGAUGUUCCCCAAGGAGAGCGACGAGCAGUACCAAGGGAUUGAAGAAGCACAUUAUGCUUAUCGGGUGCGGGACAGGCUGAGGAAGGAGAUUCUGGUCCCUCUCCGAAAAGCGCUCGAGAUUCCGGAGGUGUACAUGUGCGCCGGGGAAUGGAGUUCUCUCCCCUACAACAGAGUUCCUUCCGUGGCGAUGGCGAAUUACUCCGAUCUGUUCCUGAAACACGACAGGGAGAGGUUCCAGGAGUAUCUGGAGAAAGUGAAGUCCAGGAAGGCGAAGAUCGCAGCUGGGGCGCUGCUUCCCCACCAGAUAAUCGCCCAGCUGAAACAUCCUGAGAAAACAGCGGUGGCGGAGCUUCAGUGGGCGAGGCUGGUGGAUGACAUGUCGAGGAAAGGGAAGCUGAGCAACUGCAUUGCCGUCAGCGACGUGUCUGGCAGCAUGAAGGGGACUCCAAUGGAGGUGUCCGUGGCGCUCGGGCUGCUGGUUUCGGAGCUCAGCGAGGAGCCAUGGAAAGGGAAAGUGUUCACGUUCAGCAGCGAUCCGGAGCUUCAUUUGGUGCGGGGGGAGACGCUGAUGGAGAAGACCGAGUUCAUCAGGACGAUGGAUUGGGGGUCGAACACCGAUUUCCAGAAGGUGUUUGAUAAAAUCCUGGACGCCGCGGUGCUGAACAACCUGACGGAGGAUCAACUGGUGAAGCGGGUGUUCGUUUUCAGCGACAUGGAGUUCGACAAGGCGUCGAGGCGAUGGUGGCUGGAGGAGGAGGAGAGGAAUUGGGAAACUGACUAUCAGGCGAUACAGAGGAAGUUUGGGGAGAAAGGGUACAACAGGGUGCCGGAGAUUGUGUUCUGGAACCUGAGGGACUCGUCGGCGACGCCGGUGAUGGGAACGCAGAAUGGGGUGGCGCUGGUGAGUGGAUUCUCGAAGAAUUUGCUGAAGGUGUUCAUGAAGCGAGGUGGGAUUGUGGAUUGCGAUGAUGCGAUGAUGCUAGCCAUUGCUGAUGAGGAAUAUGAGAAGCUUGUGGUGUAUGACUGAGUGAGUGAUUAUGGCGUAGUUACAGUCACAGAGUGCUGGUUUGGAAAUGGUUCUUAGUAUAGUGACUUAAAAUGGAACUAAUAAUAAAUUAGUAUCCCAAACUGAACUACAAGAAUAGAUCAGUGACCUAAUUUGAAAUUUACCGCUUUCUUUCCCCUCUCUCUCACUCUCUCAUUCUCUCUCUUCCUCUGUAUCACACAUCUGUUUUGCAGUUUCCAGCUUCGUUGCCCGAAUAAUAUCCUUCGCCCGCCCACCUACCACCGCCGUGCAUGCACCCUUGCCACCGCUGAGCUGCCCGAGGAGGGGAAGAAGAAAAUGUCGUCGGCGGCGAUUUCCAGUUUCAUACCCCGCGGUAGAGGCGGAAUCUCGGCGACUCCCGCCGAUAUCACCCCCAACAAUCUCCUCACACUACAACGCACUUUCCCGACCUUCGCCUCCAAACCUCCAGAGCUCACCCUUUCCUUCAAAACCCUCUGUUCUUCUUCUUCCCACUCUCCACCGCCGCCUUCUCCGCCGCGGAACAACCCUUCGAAAGCUUUAAUCUCCGUCCUCCGGGCAAUACCGGACUGGUCGGACCGGAUCAAAGAGCGCGGGAUGCGGAAGAACCGGUCCCUCUACACCCCCGAGAAAUGGGUCGAGCACCGGAGCUCCCUCCGCCACGUCCGCCACCUCCUCUCCAGCGCCUCGUCUCGGGUCAUUCUGUCCUUGGUCCCGCCGGUGAUUGCUUUCACCCUGGUGGCAGUGUUUGUUGCUGGGUACAACUCCGCGGUGGAGCUCCAUUUCCUCCCUGGGUUUCUCCCCAUUCUCAGGGCUUCCUCGCUGCCGUAUCAGCUGACGGCUCCGGCGCUGGCGCUUCUGCUGGUGUUCAGGACCGAGGCUUCUUACUCUAGGUACGAAGUGGGUAGGAAGGCUUGGACUAAGGUGGUCUCGGGGACUAAUGAUUUCGCCGGCCAGAUUAUCGCCGCCAGUGUGGAUGGUUCUAGAGAUGAAGCCGUUCUGAAGAAUGCGCUAUUGAAGUAUGUUAUGGCCUUUCCGAUUGCGCUCAAGUGCCAUGUGAUCAAUGGUUCAGACAUUGGCCAAGACCUCCGGCAUGUGCUGGAAGAGGAUGAUCUUGCAGUGGUGCUCAAUUCCAGGAAUCGGCCUAGGUGUCUCAUUGGAUUCAUUUCACAAAGCCUUAGACUACUGAGCUUGGAGGAAACCAAGAGGAAUCUGCUGCAGUCGAAGAUGUCAUGUUUCCACGAGGGGAUCGAUGUGUGCGAAGAACUUAUAGGAAUCCCUAUUCCACUCUCGUAUACUCGCUUAACAUCGAGAUUUCUGGUACUUUGGCAUCUCACCCUUCCUAUAAUCCUUUGGGAUGAUUGCCACUGGAUUGUUGUCCCUGCUACUUUCAUCAGCGCGGCUUCCUUGUUCUGCAUAGAAGAGGUUGGUGUUCUGAUUGAGGAGCCAUUUCCUAUGUUGGCACUGGAUGAGCUGUGCGAUCUAGUUUGCCGAAACAUUCAUGAAGCUGUUGCCAAUGAUAAAGCCAUUCAAGCACACCUUGUUGCAAAAAAGAAGAUCCGGCCUCAUCGUGAGCACUCAACAAAUGGUUGGCCAAACUCCUAAGUAACUGCUUGGAAUUGCGCCUGCAAGAUAUCAUCUUGAAUGGUAACUCUUCACGGAAACUUGGUCACAGAAGCCACUAAAACUCCACGAGAGGCUGCUGCAGUUUUGUCACCCUCAAAUCUUUGUUAUCAGCUGAAUCUCAUGCUCUAGACUAAUGUAUAUAUGUAACAGUGUUAGUGGUGAAGUAGUCUGUAUAUAUAGAGAGAGAUCAGCAACUCAGUGGCAUAAUCUUUUAGUGUGUAUACAGAACUAAAGUGGCACCAGACAGAAUAAACACGGGUCAAUUUGGACAGUUGGAGAUGCAAUUGACGCAAAUUGUUGAGUCUCCUUCGGAUGAAGGAAGCUGCCAAGACCAAGACCAGACCCACGAGGUGUCUGUCUGCAAACUGGAAUCAGCAAUAUGAAAUCCUCAGGCAGGUUUUCCAAUCUAUUGAUGUGGCUAUUAUACAAGUUCACUUGGAAUGGAUCUCACACCUGCAAAUAAUUGUACUGAACUGAUCAGUGAUGUGUAGAAACAUUUGAGUACUUUUCCGUAAAUGUCCAUAUCUAUAAAAAGCAUGGAAUCGGAUUCCAGAAACGGAAUCAGUUGGGAAAUUAAAACAGAAUUUCUCUCUUCUUCUUCUCAGCUAAUUUGAGCAUCUCCCGCCGGGGAUAAUCGAUCCGGCGGUGCCUGCCGAUCACUUUCGCCGAUGAGGUCCACCGUAUCAUCAUCGUCCCUCCUUCCAUCUCACUUCCUUCACAGACCUCACAAGACCGCUCUUCUGCCGCUCCCCCGCCGGGAUUUACUCGCUGAACGGAAUGGAACGUUCCCGAAGACCUCGCCGCGUAAUCCGCUCGCGGUUUCAUCGCCGGUGAAUCGAAUUGUUAUUGCCGCCGCCGCCGUCACCCCUGCCUCGCCGCAAAUCGAAGAAGAUGCUUCGUCUGCCUCGGUUCCUUCGGGCGCCGACGUGGUGAGGAGAUUCUACGACGGAAUCAACCGCCGGGAUCUGGAUUCCGUCGAGGGGCUCAUCGCCGAGAAGUGCGUGUACGAGGACCUUAUCUUCCCCAAUCCCUUCGUUGGCCGUAAGGCGAUCAUGGAGUUCUUCAACAAGUUCGUCGACUCGAUCAGCGGGGAUCUCCAAUUCGCCAUUGACGAUAUCUCGGCUGAUGAUUCCUUAGCCGUUGGAGUCACCUGGCAUCUGGAAUGGAAGGGGAAGCCUUUCCCAUUCAGUAAAGGUUGCAGCUUUUACCGUCUGGAGGUUAACAAUGGCCAGCGACAGAUAAUUUACGCGAGGGAUAGCGUGGAGCCUGCUCUGAAGCCCGGAGAGGCAGCAUUGACAGCUAUCAGGGGAGUGACUUGGUUGCUGCAGCAGUUUCCGCAGCUGGCAGAUCGGCUUCCACAAUGACUCUCUCCAAAGACGAAUCAUCGUGUGAGAGGUUCCAUUGAAUGUGUAUAGACUAUGCAUAGAUACAUAAAGCCUUUUACUGUAUGUAGGAUGUAAAUUUUUGGUCAUGAAAAAUAGCAUCCUGUAAUAGCCUGGGGUACAUUUUGUAAUGUGAAUAUGUUCCAAGAUGUUUAUGUAUGGUUAUGUAAGAGAAUAGAAGAUCGAUAUAAAGAUCCAUCUUUGAUCUCUUAAAACCAUGUGAGCGAGCCAUUGAUAUCGAAGAUCGAUGCGUUUCUGUUGGCUGACACGAUCCUCAUCAACGAUGCUUGAAUAUCGAUUCAGCGAAGAAAAAACUGAGUUAUUAAGGUCAACUGAUGUUUCAACACGACAUCGAUGUAAUUCAAUUUAACAAUGCUUGUUAGCUUACCAUCAAUUCCGCCUACCCUGUUUUGAGAAAGAAUGAAGA